GGGGUCGCGGCGGCGGCGGCGGCGGGAUGGAGCCCGGUCGCGGCGGCGGCGGCGGCGGCGGCGUUGUGGGAGGCGGACGCCCAAGAGGCAGGUGAGGCCGCCUUUCCCCAAGCGAGCGCCAUGCGGGCGGCCCAGGAACGCGGCCAGGGCUGCCUCCCGCCCAAGAAGCGAGAGCUGCCCGCGCCCGCCAGCGGUGGUGACGGCGACGAGCCGGGUAGGUCGGCGGAGCGCGAUGCGGCGGCCGGCGGGGAGGCUUUGGCGGAGUGGCCUCACGCGGCGGCGGGCAAACAAAGCCGCGCGCCUUCGCGUUACAGCGAGCCCGGCGGCGGUGGCGACACCAGCGACAGCCCCAGCGAAACUCUGGCCAGCUUGACUGUGGACCAGUACGGCUUGUUGUACAAGGUGACUGUGCCCCCGACCACUUUCGCCCCGGUGGUGAACGUGAGCCCGCUCUCCCCCGCCUACAGCGUGACCUCGCAGCUCCUGCAGCAGCAGCAUCCAGCAAUCCCGUAUCCGUCUAUCCAUUACACGCAGCUCCCUACUACCCCUUUACAGUUUGUGGGGUCGCAUUACUCAGUGCCCUAUGCUGUGCCCCCUGGCUUCCUCCCCAGCCACCUGCUGCCUUCUUCAGCUGGCCUCACCGCCUCUCAUAUCCCUCACUUUGUGCCCUACGCACCAAAUCUCCUGUCCGAUGACUCUGCUCCCUCACAGACAACCCACAAUUUUGGCAAGACUUCUGCCUCAGUUUCACCUUCAGGCCCUCUGCAACCUCAUAUUGGAGGCCAGCUUCUGGACGUUUCACAGGGCCAGAUUCCAAUUUAUUACCAGAUGUCCCGUCUGCCAGCAGGUUAUUCAGCAUUUGAGGCUUCUGUUGUUGGUCUGAACUCAGACCAACCUUUGCGGGAGAACCAGCUUGAUCCCAAAAGACUUACAAUGAAUGGGCUGCAAAGGUCUGCUGUGGGGGCAAAAGAGAGCGAAGCUGAAGGGCAGUGGCCAAGGACUGCUGGGGAGUAUGGUGUAGGUACUCCAGUCUUGAGAAUGGAGGUCUCAGUGCCAUCUCAGCCAAGUACUCCAGAUCUAGAAGUACAGAGAGUAGUGGGGGUACUGUCUUCCUCAGAAUAUUCUAUUUGUUCUGCUCAGCAGAAGGACAACUUCAGCCCUCUUAACCUGUCCCAUCGUAAUGCUGCAGAGCAGAAAGAGGAAUCAGGGAGGAGCCCAGUACACGUUACUGCUGAGAAGAGUCACUUGCAAAGACUGUCUGCAAAGUCCCCUGAGGAACAACUCUGCUCUAGGCAAAAUCUCAGAGGGCUGACCCUGGUCAAUGGCAAGCCGGUCCUAGGACCCCUCCAGCCUACAGUUCAGGAGGGCCUGGAAAUAGAGAGCUCUGACGUGCUACCCCAAGAGGUGCAGCCGGAAGCAGCUUUUGCCCGCUCCCAGGGCCAUCUGCCCUCCCACUUCAUGAAAGGAGCCAUUAUUCAGUUGGCUACUGGGGAACUCAAGCGAGUCGAGGAUUUGCAAACCCAGGACUUUGUGCGUAGUGCAGAGGUGAGUGGCGGCCUCAAGAUCGAUUCCAGCACAGUGGUGGACAUUCAGGAAAGCCCUUGGCAGGGCUUUGUAAUGCUGCAUUUUGUAGUUGGAGAGCAGCAGAGCAAAGUGAGCAUUGAUGUCCCCCCUGAGCACCCUUUCUUUGUGUAUGGUCAGGGCUGGUCAUCAUGCAGCCCAGAGAGGACAGCUCUGCUCUUCUCCCUCCCUUGUCAUAAGCUUCAGGUGGGAGAUGUUUGUAUUUCCAUCAGUUUACAAAGCCUGAAUGGGAAGUUGGUUCCACAAAGUAGUUCUCAGGGCACCAUCCAAGAGAGACCAGAGCAAAGUGGGCAAAUCCUUCGGGAGGCACAAGGUCAGGUGAGGGAGAAGAGUCCAUUUCAGAGGAGAAUAGCAGCAUUAGGCUUGCCCCAAGAAUCUCCCUAUCUAGAACCCAUUUCUGUAUAUGGCUGGGCAGGUCCCAGCUUCCAAAAAUUAAUGGAGGAGCCUCGUAUAUCCCUGCUCCGCCCAUCAUUUAUUCCCCAGGAAGUCAAGUUGUCCAUAGAGGGUCGUUCGAAUGCAGGGAAAUGAACCUCUGGUGGAGGGCGAACCAGUGCCAUGCUGGAUAGUCUGGCCACUAAUCAGUUUCUCUUGACACCCAAGAGAUGUCCAGCUCCUCCCCCAGCUGUGUGCCUAAAUCAUUCUACCGGCAGAACUUCUUCCCAUCCUCCCCCUGCGCUCUGCAAGGUGAGAUGAAGAAAGGGGUCACCAGGGUCCCUUAAGAUGCAAGCACUUUAAUUGGACACUUGCUCAUAUGUAGCAAGCUGCUUUCACCAGAAGAGAGAGUCGGCGUGGGGGCUAAGAGAAUUGUCCAGUCUUCUGCUCAGGUCUUAGUCAAGACAUUUUGGUCUGGGCACUGCAGUAGUCCAGUUUGGGGAGUCUCAGCUUCUCCUCAGGGAGAUAUUUGUAUACCUUAUUGUAUUGAGAAGAAAUAUCUAGCAGCCCUGUUCAGAAAACCUGCUACCCAAUGCAUAGUUUUGUAACCCUGUUGCCACAUAGAGCUAAGAUUUUUUUUUAAAAGAGGGGAGGUAGAUACAAGCAGAACAAGGAUUUGUGCAGUGUAAAUUUUAUUGGCAGACACCUUAGUUUGGUGGCUCUGCCCGCAUCCAUUCUGCUGUAACAUCCCCACCCAGGUAAUACUCUUCUUCCACAAAAGCUGUGUUCCAUUUCUGUUUUGGCUGCCAGUGCUUUCUGAAACAUCCACCACUGAGCCAGGGUUCAAAUGUACGGCUGCUGCUUUUGCAGGCAUAGCAAAGGCUAUGUUUUGGGGAAACUGCCCAUCUUUAUCAAUUGCCAGCUUCAACAGAGACUCAAAAGGGGCAGUAGGUAUUAGACUUUUUGUAUUUUAGCAAGCGAUGAGUAAAAAUUGCAAGUGGCUAACAAUUUUAAGUCUGUUGCACUGAAAAUGAUGCAAAAUUGCCUCAUUUCACGGUGCCUUGCUGAGCAUCUUCCUGUCUUGUUACUGUGCUCUAACCUCUGGAACUAGGCAGAGAUUUGCUAUGUUGUCUAUUUUCUUGGGUGUAAUUGUGAUAAAAUCUCCCUCCAAAACAGCCAUUACAACAACCGCUUCUAAUCAUUCUAAAUGGAUACCUUGGCUUGUUUCUCAUGGGUGUUCUCUGAUCCAGUGUUGCUUCAGUGCCACUGCUUGGCAGUUCUGGUGGGUCAGAGUGCUGGGUUUCUACAUCAGCCCAUCCCUAACUCUCUAGAUGAAAGGUGACCUUGCUUUCUCUGCUGGGUUCUUUGCUGUUUUCUCCCAAAGGCCCUGGCACUUUGCACUAUUCCUAGCCACCUUUUGUCCAACAUACCUGCCUUUCUUAACUUCCUCUCAGGGUCCCCUGAAUUUCCUUUGUGUGCCUCCUGACUAAUCUCUGUGUGCCGAGUUCUCCUCUGUCUGAUGCCAGAUAGAUGGGCAGUAGUUCCAUGGCUGCAAGAAAGCUUAAUCCUUUCUUUCUCUCAAAAUGUCUAGCUGUCUCUAGGCUGCAGUGCUGGUUGUCCAUUGUUGCUGAAACUUAACUGCUCAGUUUUGGACAACUCACCCAUGUGGGUCCAAAGUUUUGUUUCUAUGUGGCAGACUGCUCACCCUCCUGUUUUCAAAGGCAGUCUCUGAGUUGACAAGACAGUUACAAGUUGCAGAAGCAUCUUUAGUUGUUGCUCCAUCUGAGGCUCGUGGAGACCUGAGAGGGCCAGCUGCUUAGAGCAAUAAGCUAUUUCUCUCAUGUGACACUACAAAAAGUCAUUUUGCCCAGUUCUAGCAAUUGCAGGGGAGGCCUCCUAAUACACAAUGCUGUGGGACUGGCAUCUCCCUGGUUGUCCUGUUGCCCAUGAGCCCUAGGAGCAAUUCAUCUCUGUCAGGGCAUCUGUCAGAUGCCCUUGGGAGUUCCUCACCUUGCCAGUUGCUUCUGUUGCCCCUUUCUCAAAGGGCACCUUAGCCUUAAAGGAGAGCUCCUUGAAGGGCUUAUGAAGGGAGGAGGCCUUUUGCUACUAAUCAGGAUGGGACCAGGGCAGGCCCAAAAUAAACUCCUCUGAGGGUCCCUCCCUGGAACCCCUUCCAUGGAUAGCACCUAGGCUGGCAGGGACUGGAUGCCAUGUACCACCAGAGUUGUACAUGGUGCAGCCCUACAACAAAUCACUAUUUUUACUUAGGCCUUAGGACUAGCCAAGUUCCCAACUGCUCUUCUCUUCCCUGAUGUUUAAUGCCACAUUGCAGUCUGAGGAGGAUAAUCUAUUUUAUUGUGCUUUUUUGUAUCUGUUUUAAAUAAAUCCAUGUGUACUGUAUAUUUGUAUUUUGGGUGAGAUCCUUCUUCCUGUUUUACGAUUUAAUAUUGCUGUAAACACAGAUUGUAUUUUUAUUGUUAUGCUCUUACAAGUACUGCAUUUAACUUGUUGACUAUGUAAACAACAUACACGUAUAUAUGCACAUGCACACACACGCAAACACACACACAUAUAUCUAAUUAUAUGCCAAUAGUUUUUCUUUUGCUAUGUCUGUCUGUUGUUUUCUUUGUGGAACAAAUUCUACCCAGGUAAGGUAAGGACUGGAAAGCCAACUAUAACAGCAUCAUUUUAAUAAUUUAAUGCGGCUGUUAGCAAUAUUCACAGUAGCUUCAUGAAUGGAGAGAGGGGUGCUGCUGCACAGGGAAAGAUGAUGAAGAGCUCUCCUUCCCCAAUUUUGCAUUAGUUUCCCCCAUGUUGUUAGUAUAGCCAGUCUCCAAAUGCAACAUAUGGAUGCCAAAGACAUUCACUGGUUAUUGCUGUCAUCUGACUAUACAUCCUAUGCUCAGUAUGGAGGAGGAAAGACUAGUGUUGACAUGAUCAAGAUGGACAGCUCAUCAAAACCUAUGCAGUUCUCUGAGCUUAUUUUUCUGUUAGCACACAGCAGGUAAUAUCUUAGACUGACAGCACUUAGGAUUGCCCCCAAACAACUGAGUUUUUAAACCAUGUUCUUAAAAGCUUGCAUAUUUGUGUGAUGGUCUAAUAAAGACAUUCCUGUAAGAUG
Messenger RNA from Candoia aspera, 5074 nucleotides. RefSeq names its product ataxin 1 like (gene ATXN1L). Gene Ontology annotation, cellular component: nucleus. Bases 121 to 2109 code for a protein of 662 amino acids. NCBI's taxonomy places the organism in Eukaryota, Metazoa, Chordata, Lepidosauria, Squamata, Candoiidae. Gene Ontology annotation, biological process: regulation of DNA-templated transcription; anatomical structure development. The record is from RefSeq and is a predicted model, not a curated record. Gene Ontology annotation, molecular function: protein binding; RNA binding. The transcript is spliced from 2 exons.